AUGUCUUUCUCCCAGUUCGGAUACCCCUACAGCACCACUUCGCAGGGGCUGCCCCGCGGCCGCUCAGCGCGCCCCGUCUCUCCGCCGCAGUUCCUGGUGCCCGGCAGCCCCGGCGCGUCCUGCUGCGAGCCCGCUCCCCGCUCCGGCCCGGAUGCGUCCUCGGCGCCGGCCGCCGCCUCGCUGUGCUGCGCCCCGUACGAGAGCCGGCUGCUGGCGCCCGGCCGCGCCGAGCUCAAUGCGGCGCUGGGCAUGUACGGAGCCCCGUACGCCGCCGGCCAGGGCUACGGCAACUACCUGCCCUACAGCGCCGAGCCCGCCGCCAUCUACACCGCGCUGAACCCCCAGUAUGAGAUCAAGGAUGGCGCCACCACUCUGCACUCGGGGAUCACGCAGCCCGCCGCUUACUACUCGUACGAGCACUCCCUGGGGCAGUACCAGUACGACAGGUACGGGCCAGUGGAUUUCACCGCUUCGGCCCGGCGCAAGAAUGCCACUCGGGAGACGACGAGCACCCUGAAGACGUGGCUGUACGAGCACCGCAAGAACCCGUACCCCACCAAGGGCGAGAAGAUCAUGCUGGCCAUCAUCACCAAGAUGACCCUCACCCAGGUCUCCACCUGGUUCGCCAACGCGCGGCGGCGGCUCAAGAAGGAGAACAAGAUGACCUGGUCUCCCAAGAACAAAGCAGGGGAAGAGAGAAAGGAGGACGGCACACGGCACGACGGGGAGUUCGGCGCGGGGAGCGACGGCCGAGAGCGGAAGAGCUGCAAGGAGGACAAGGAGCUGCGACUCAGCGACGUGGACGACCUGGAGGAGGAGGACGAGGAGGAUGAGGACGAGGAGGAGGCAGGGAAGGCGGCGAAGGGCCGGCCCGGCUCUCUGCAGGAAGCCCCCGGCCCCGGCACGGCUCUGCCCGGGGCCCCGCGGAGCGCCUGCAGUGUGCCCGGGCCGUGCCGCGCCUUCCCCUGCCCCCGGGCCCCCUCCGCGGCCCCCGCUGCCCUCGCCCCUCCGCCGCCCUACGCGUCCCCGGAGAAGCCGCGCAUUUGGUCGCUGGCCCGCACGGCCGGGGCCAACGCAGCGCGCAGAGGCAGCCCCGAGGGUCGCGGUACGGAGGAGGGCGGCGGGGCGGCGGGGGAGCUGCCCCCGGCCGCAGAGGCCCCGUUCCGGAGCUCCGCCUUCAGUCCCCAACCCGUCCCGCGGAGCUGCGCGUCCCACCGCGGCCAGGGGCAGCCGUGCCAGUACGCGGCGGGCGAAGGCUUCGGGCGGGGCGGCGGGGGCGGCCCGGGAGGCGCCGAGCCGGGCGGGACGUGCCUGGAGCGGCUGCGGACGGCCUUCAGGCCGGUGCUGAAGAGGGCCGCCUGCCCCUUCCUGAGCGCCGGCGGCGGGGCUCUGGCUGCAGCCAGGCUCUCGCCCUGAAGCAGGACCCGGUACUGCCCAGCGCCGAGCCCCCGGCCCGGGCACGGCGGGCACCGCUGCUCGCAGGGCGGGCGGAGCGGUCCCGACCUCGAUGCCGCUCGUUAAAUACGCGCGAUUGAUGUCUUUACCAAAACCGAGACUCAGCUUUUCUCCCGUUUCCCCACGUCGUGCUUUUGUUGUUACUUUCCCCCCAAACCCGCUGGUUCCAUUGCUCGGAGCGGCGGCGCACGACGCGCAGUCCCCGGCAGCACUGUCCCGGCCGCGCCGUGACCCCGCGGCACUCGGCGCUGCUCCGGGCGGGGACGGGGCGGCGGCGGUCGGGCGACCUCGGUGGGUCCGGGCCGCCGCCUCCGCCCCGGGCAGCGCUGCUCUCCGCGGGACGGCCGAAAAAGGGAAACCGCAUCUCUGCAUUCUUUCUGUUUAAUUAGAAGUGUCAUCAAACACUUUGUGUUCGAACUAAUAAACCAAGCAGGGAUGAGGAAAGAAUGUUUCUUUGUUCCUGUUUCUAGAAGCAGUGGCAAUAAUUUAAAUUAAUAACUGCGGUAAUUAAGAGGUCAUCUAUAGAUCAAGCCGAUACCUGCCAUUUCGAAGUUCACCGGGGUCAGCAUUUACAUUAAGUCAUUUGUGGUCAAUAGAGUCCAAUGAAUUCUGCCUUAAUAA
This is a messenger RNA of Lagopus muta (rock ptarmigan), 2076 nucleotides long. It is a transcript of the gene IRX6, whose product is annotated as iroquois homeobox 6. The coding region runs from base 1 to 1416 and encodes 471 amino acids. Gene Ontology annotation, molecular function: DNA-binding transcription factor activity, RNA polymerase II-specific; RNA polymerase II cis-regulatory region sequence-specific DNA binding. Gene Ontology annotation, cellular component: nucleus. Gene Ontology annotation, biological process: cell development; neuron differentiation; regulation of transcription by RNA polymerase II. NCBI's taxonomy places the organism in Eukaryota, Metazoa, Chordata, Aves, Galliformes, Phasianidae. The record is from RefSeq and is a predicted model, not a curated record. The transcript is spliced from 7 exons.